Messenger RNA from Phaedon cochleariae (mustard beetle), 909 nucleotides. NCBI's taxonomy places the organism in Eukaryota, Metazoa, Arthropoda, Insecta, Coleoptera, Chrysomelidae. The record is from the annotation of a GenBank genome assembly.
AUGACGGAAACCUCAGCAUGGGAAAAUGAUCCCCACGUCCAAAAACCUAACGAAACAGGUCGAUCUGCCUUGGAGUACCUCUCCUUGACCACAGACUAUCUGAGCUUCUUAGUCAUAUGCCCAGCAGCCGUUUUAGCUGAUGUGCUCAUCAUAUGCGUCGUCCUCAAGUACAAACGGCUGAAAACACGCACCAACAUGUAUCUACUCAACUUCGCCAUAUUCCACAUCCUGUAUAUCGUAUCUACACCUUUGUUCCACGUGGUACUGGAUGUAUUCUACGAGGGUGUGCUGGACGUCCAUUGGUUCUGCAUGUGGACCAGAUUAGAGAACUCAGCUAUGGCCUUAGCUAUCACCUGCAUAGCUGGCUUUGGAUUAGACGUCUACCUGGAAGCUAGACAGCCUUCAUGGUUCCCUAGAUACGACCAAAGAAUCAACUACGUCUUCGCUUUCUUGUACUUCUUCCACACUCUCUUCUACAUUAUUUCUAGCUCCAUUUGUUUCAACCAUGGCUUCAAUAGCAACUUCAGCACCUACUUCCUCACUACUGAAUAUUUGCUCACUGCCAUUUUGUUGCUCUACCUGGGUAUUAAGAACAAGAGUGGGAGGAUGGUUGCUAGCAAGGAUUGGGUGCUUAGCACUUCAUUGACGAUCGUCAUUUGCUGGCUGCCGCUUUUCGUUUGCUACAACUUGAUUGAUGCUUUCCACUCGGUACGGGACGUGGAAAUAGUGCUGUGGUACCUAGCGUUUUUGCCGGAGUACUUGGCGUACUCUUGCUCGAUGAUAACUGUGUGGAGACUUUGGAAGUCCAACCAACAGUUCAAGGUGGCGUUCAGGAAGUUUUUCAGACGGAAUGUGCCUUCGGCUGAGUAUGAAGAACUUUUUGUGAGUGAAAAUACGAUAACAAAAUGA